UCGGUUUACUAGACAGCUCCGUCGCGUCGAUUCUGCACCGUGUCCGUGUCGACAUCACCCAGGAUUAAGUGAUAAGUGCGUCGCGAACUCGAAAGUGUUAUCAUAACCCUUUUGUUUACAUUCAGUGUUCCUCUGUGUUCUGUGCGCGGAAAUAUUUUUCAAAAUGAAAGCUGUGGCGAUAAGUGCAAGUGAAAGCAGUGGAGUGAUCAACGGUCGCGUCCACAAACCGAGGCGGGACCUGGAAAACGAAGAGAUCCAGAUGUACCUGUCCAAACUGAAGGAGCUCGUUCCCUUCAUGCCGAAGAACCGACGGUUGUCCAAGUUGGAGGUCAUCCAGAACGUCAUCGAAUACAUCUGCGACCUCCAGAACGCCCUGGAAAACCACCCCAACAUGACGUCCGAGAUGGUCCAGUCGGCGGCCGCUGUGGCUCUGUCACCUGUAACCACCAACACCAGGACGAGCUCUGCGAAUAGGCAACCUCUAGGCGUUCUGGCUCCAAAUGCCAUCGUCUCCAACACAUGUUCCUCAGUAGAUCAAACGAAUGCACCCGUGUCUCAUCCCUUAGAAAAAACCUCAACGCCAAGUGAGAGGCACGUCUCUUGUUAAAUUUUCCUGGAUACUAAUCAAAGUCAUCUAAAACCAAGACAAGCUCCUGGAACAGUCUAGAGCCCCGUCGUUUUUUGGAACAUCGCAACCAUGAACCAGCUCUCUGUGAUGGUAUAUAUCCACCUACGAUCGUUUUCUUCGUGCCGACAUCUUUGCGAACAAUAUUCAAACAGUUUCUUUUGAUACAUGUAGCAUUCACAUAAUUUUACCGCGCGCACAUGACAUUGUAAAAUCGUGCGUUGAAAAAGUAGAAAUUGAAAAAUUUCCUUCGCCAAGAAAUUUUAAAAUUGUUUCCCAUGUAUUUUAGUCCUUCCAUCAAUACUUUAAUUUUUCGUUUAUCGAUUUUUUUCCUAUAAAAAUUAUUGAAUCGGAUUUCAUGUCAUCGUAACAUUUAAAGCCGAGGUAGCUCAAAUAGCGUUUUUUCGAAUCCUAUUCAUAAGUGCAUUUUUCACAGAGCAUUUAUCGUGUGAAUCUUUCAUAAUUUAAUUUCUGAGCGCAUGAGCGUUAUUAUUUUUUUUUUAAAUGACACCAAUUAUUGAUAUUCCAUUUUCCAAAAAAGAACAUUGUAAUGAGUAAAUUUAAAUCCGCAGAAGUAUUUCGAGGAAAUAAAUUUAAAUAAUGCCAUGACGACAAAAUGAAUUCGUUCUGAGACAGCUUGGUUUUUGACUGAAAAUGAAUUUUGUUUUAGUAUCUAGUUCAUUAACUUAUUAUUUCUGUCUGUGAUGUUUUGUUGUUUUGUAAUUUUCUUUUUCUUUUUUUUAUAAUUUUCAUUUUCUAGAGUUCCCUUUCUAUAUUGUAAAUAUUUUGAGAACAAUUGCUGAAACCAUUUAUGAAUGGUGGAAACUUUAAGACUAAAAUCACUCUUCCAUCUAAAUCCAGUUUAAAUUGACCCUUUAAUGUAAUCAAUAGACGUAGCUUGAAUUUCAUUGAACUUUUUAUCCUUUUCACUUGAAUCUUUCAAGUGGAAGUUUCCUAAUGUCAUAUCCCACCAAAUCAUCAACUUCCCUACCUCAUUUCAUAUUUUGAGAAUUCCCCUCUGCAGUAGGUGACUCAUUACAUUCAUUCAGAGGAAUAAACUGGAUUUAUUAAUUUGUUCCAUCUUGUAAGUCUUAAAAUGUUCCAUUUCGCAUUGUAAUUUGGAUUCUUACAAAUUUAUUGUUAUUGUUGUUGUACAUUUAGAACAUAUAUUAAAGUGUAAAUACGUCUAUGCUAGAUUUAUUUUUAUGUUUUUUAGUUUAAAAAUAUUAUCUGAAUAAUUUAUUCCUCACAAAGCCGACGAUGAUCAAAAUAACGAAGUUAUUACGUUCUGCAUUCUGUUACUUUUUAUUUUAGUUCAUAUUCUAUCUCUCUGAAAGCUGAUGUCUGUUGCAGACAUUGGCAAUCUUAUUCAAAAUUUUUACACCUCAUUUAUUCAGAUGUAUUUCAUUUCCAUUUUGUACAAUUGUCACUUGAAAAAACUCAAUUUCAAAUUGAAUUUUUUUUAAAAAAAAUAAAGAAACCAAAAUACCAUUUGA
This is a messenger RNA of Bemisia tabaci, 2121 nucleotides long. RefSeq names its product Basic helix-loop-helix domain-containing extra-macrochaetae (gene emc). The record is from RefSeq and is a predicted model, not a curated record. Gene Ontology annotation, biological process: circadian regulation of gene expression; negative regulation of transcription by RNA polymerase II; cell differentiation. Lineage: Eukaryota; Metazoa; Arthropoda; Insecta; Hemiptera; Aleyrodidae. Gene Ontology annotation, molecular function: protein dimerization activity; transcription regulator activity. Gene Ontology annotation, cellular component: cytoplasm; nucleus.